AUGUUUUUAUUUUGUCUUAUUUCGCGAGUGUCAGCAGACCAAGAUUCAGGUACUGAUUUCUACACAGACUUUAAUUUAGUGAAAGACAAGAAUUAUGAUAAAACAAUUGAAAUUCCAUCAUAUUAUUCAUCGUAUUCAUGUGAUUUUACCACUAUCACGGCUCAAAAAGUCCUUGUGAAGUUUGAGGGAGGUUCUCUCAGACUUUAUGUAACAGCUCUUGGAUUACCACACUUUGUUUACGUUACAUUUAUUGCUACGCAACAAGAUUAUUUAGCAACUUUAAUGCAAGCACAUCUAUAUGGAAAUGUAUUUUUCGAAACCCAGUCUCCCUGUCAAGUAUAUACUUACUUUGAUAAUAAUUAUCCAGAUGUGUUGCCUGUUGCUUACUUCACUGCAUCUAGUCCUGCCGUUGGAUAUUUUAAUGAAGGAAUUGGAAAGCCAGGUCAUAAUAUUUUAACAGAUAUUCGAGGUGUUGCUCCGGAUGAAACGAUUUCCAGACCAACUGUAAGUCAAGGUGAAACAAUUACAAUACUUAAUUACAAUAAUGUUGUUUUUCAUCCUUUUGUAUCAAUUGAAGAUGCUCAAUAUUAUAAGCAUUCCAGUGCUGCUCCAAAACCUCAGACACCCAUUAAAACUCCAUUUCCCACCGCAUAUGAAACUCUAUCUUCCACAGCACACGAAACUCCAUUUUCUACAGCUCAUCAAACUCCAUUUUUGACAGCACACGAAACCCCAUUUUCUACAGCUCAUCAAACUCCAUUUUUGACAGCUCAUCAAACUCCAUUUUUGACAGCUCAUCAAACUCCAUUUUUGACAGCACAGGAAACUCCAAUUUCGGAAGAAGAUGAGACUCCAUUUUCCACAGCACACGAAACUCCAUUUUCUACAGCUCAUCAAACUCCAUUUUUGACAGCACAGGAAACUCCAUUUUCCACAGGACAUGAAACUCCAUUUUUGACAGCAUAUGAAACUCCAUUUUUGACUGCGCAUCAAACUCCGUUUUUGACGGCGCAUGAAACUCCUUCUGUUACAGCAGAAGUUCCUCCAACACCAAAUAUAUCCGAAUUAACUAAUGAAAACGAGACUCAAAAGCGUGAAAAUGUUUAUGAUGGAAUGUAUUACAUCAAUUCUCGUCUAGCAGAGAUCAAGAAGUACUAUAAGAACACUGAGGCAACAAUUAUUUGUGAUGAAGAUCGUUUGAACUACAACAUCGUCGCAAUUAAUUCAACAAUUGAAGUUAAGUCUGAUUCACUCUGUCAAGCCUCUGUUUAUGGUAGACACAACAAGAUCAUCGCUAAUGGACCGAUCUCAUUCUUAAUAUAUGCAGACACUAACUAUCUCACAGAAGAAUUUGAUCUAUCUGAUCCAAAAAGACAUCCCCUUUGGCGAGUGAUCGGAAGCAACAAUGUUUUUAAGACUAAGUUUACUGGUAAGGCAACAGAAGACUACUCCAUUGCAUGGUACGGCUUUGAUGGAAAAGGAACAGUUUUCCCAGAGCUUGGCAGCAACAUGAAAUUCGAAAAUAUUAUUUAUGGUGAUAUUAUUAAUAUGGUAUCAUACGAACAAAUUUCAGCAAGCAGAGAACUUGAAAUGAAAAACUUUAUCAUGCUUUCUGUCAAAUCAGGAGCUAAACCACCGCAAAAACCCUUGUCAUUACUAGUCAUUGUCAAUAUAGUUGGCGCAAUCUCUCUUAUUUUAACUAUAGUUAUUAUUUUUAUUGUGUUUAAAUACGGAUGUAAAGAUUAUGAAUCCGAAUAG
Messenger RNA from Trichomonas vaginalis G3, 1758 nucleotides. Its product is annotated as bifunctional inhibitor/lipid-transfer protein/seed storage 2s albumin superfamily protein family. The record is from RefSeq and is a predicted model, not a curated record. The transcript has a single exon. Bases 1 to 1758 code for a protein of 585 amino acids. NCBI's taxonomy places the organism in Eukaryota, Parabasalia, Trichomonadida, Trichomonadidae.